AUGGCUGCCAACAACUCAUCUCCCUACACCGUGUCCUCCUCUGAUAGGCCAGGAAAUCAAUUGAUCUCUUGCACUCUCAAUGGCGAGAAUUACCUCACCUGGUUGAAGCUCAUGUGGACAGCGUUGAUUGCGAAGAACAAGAUAGCCUUCGUGAAUGGGACCAUCCAGAAGCCAAAUGAAGGAGACGCCAAUUACCAGCAGUGGGUUACCUGUAAUUCCAUGGUAGUGGCGUGGCUAUCCAACUCAGUUGAUCAGGAGCUCCAGCCCAGUGUUGCAUGCAUUCAAAAUGCCAAGACUCUGUGGGAUGACCUCAAGGAAAGGUUUUCCCAAGGUAAUGAAACAAGGGUUUAUGAACUCAAGUCUCAAAUUUGUCUUACAAAGCAGGAAGGGCUAUUCGUCUCCAAAUAUUACUCUGUGUUAAAAGGAUUGUGGGAUGAGCUCGAAAAUUUUCUUGAGCUCACUCAGUGCACUUGCGAAACUGCUACAUCGGGUGCAUCACAGAGGGAGAAGGAGAAAUCUUACCAAUUUCUCAUGGGACUCAAUCCCGAAUUGAAUACGGUACGGUCUAAUAUUCUCAGUAUGGAACCAUUUCCCUCCCUUAACAAAAUAUAUUCGAUGGUCAUACAUGAGGAAAGGCAGAAAAUCGUGUCCUGUGUGAACAAGCCGAGAGCGGAUGCAGCCGCCUUCUAUGUGAAGGAAGAGAGGGCCCACUCUGAGAUCCGUUCAAGUGGCCGCCUGUUCUGCGACCACUGCCAGCAAGUUGGCCAUGUCCUCAACACCUGUUGGAAGCUCCACGGGAAACCUGUAAAUUGGGUGGCUAAAGGAAAAGGGAAGCAAUUAGGGUUCUAG
Punica granatum (pomegranate) is the source of this 849-nucleotide messenger RNA. Lineage: Eukaryota; Viridiplantae; Streptophyta; Magnoliopsida; Myrtales; Lythraceae. The record is from RefSeq and is a predicted model, not a curated record.